Daphnia carinata is the source of this 1071-nucleotide messenger RNA. Its product is annotated as F-box/WD repeat-containing protein 11-like. Lineage: Eukaryota; Metazoa; Arthropoda; Branchiopoda; Diplostraca; Daphniidae. The record is from RefSeq and is a predicted model, not a curated record. The transcript has 3 exons. Bases 508 to 1059 code for a protein of 183 amino acids. Gene Ontology annotation, molecular function: protein binding.
CGAAAAAGGUUGUUAGAAAUGGGGAGCGAUACCAGACAUCUAAGAGCGUGUCACAGUUUGUAGACGACAUUCUACGACACAACAUUAGUGGAAGUUUGUAUCGCGUGUUCGCCAUAGGGCGUCAUUCUGUCUGCAAAACAACCCCAUCCUCUCACCAGCUUUGUCGCACAAAAUUUUCUCGUUUUUCCUUUUCAUCAAAUUCGUCAACUGUCAUUAACAUAAUUUUCUCUAUACUUACUACUUUUCUUUUUCCUGGCUGGGUCUUUUUCACUCCCAUACAAUCUAGCAGCAGUCCAGUCUGACACCGGGUCGUGCCUUGUCUCCUCCAUCGCCGAUGUUCGACUGCAGUUGAUCAACACGUGCAUUUGCCCGAAGUUCUUCUUUUUUUAAUCUCAAGUGACUCGCUUCAAAACCACAACAUAUUGAUAAAUACGUCAGUUACGUGCAACUUGUUGAAAAUCUUUUUAAAUAUCGAACUUUUGGGCAUAAUUCACGUAAGUUAUAGAAAUGAACUUAAACGGCAAUAAAAAACGCAAGAGAAGCAUUUCGAACGAGAGGAAAAAAUUUCGGACAUUGAAGAAAUGGAAAGUGACUAACAUCAGACCAACCUUUGUGGAAGAUCGUGAUAUCAUUCGACGCUUGAAUGGGAAUGGAGUAACACACAUCGUCGAGCACAUUUUCAGCUAUUUGGAUUACAAAAGCCUAUCGAACGCCGAGAGUGUGUCGUCUGAAUGGUGCGAAAUCUUGAAGAACGAAAGAAUUUGGAAAGCAUUAAUCAAGAGAAACAUCGUUGUAGACCCAGUUUGGCGUACAUUGUUUAUGAAAUUCAAACAGCCAGUCGAAGGUGGCCAACAUGCGGUCGGUGACGAUGUUUUCAUGACAAGGAAAAUUUGCCAAGAUAUUGGAAAAUUGCACCAACAGUUUGUCGAUCUAAUGUCGUCGUCAGUUAACUUACUGUCUUCUUCUGUCAAACUCAUAUCCAAGAUGUUGGAAUUGCUCAGAUUCGUUGGUUUUAGUCUCGCUGAUCAUUACGAAAGUGACCAUUCUGAAGAAGAUUAACUCAGUUCCUAA